Molecule: messenger RNA, 1218 nt
Organism: Cylicocyclus nassatus
Lineage: Eukaryota; Metazoa; Nematoda; Chromadorea; Rhabditida; Strongylidae
Source: the annotation of a GenBank genome assembly
AUGAUCUCAAGCCGCACUCUACGCAUUCUUCUUGUGCAAAAGUUGCCUUCUCAUAGAAUCUGUCGGAAGCAGUCAUCAGAUGUGCACUACAAAGCGAGGGCAAGUACAAGCACGGAAGAUAGAAUAUCAUUCGUUCCAUUGCAGUCAGAGGCUAAUACGAUAAAUAUAAACCCCGCCACCAAUCAUAAGCUGUACAAUUCUACAGUUCAGAAGCAUCACGAAUCUUUGCAAAAUGAGACUGAGUUGCUAUGUCCGGCAGGGUUUCGGAAACUCUUACCUGAAACUGACACCUUCAUUUUUGACGCUGACGGGGUGCUUUGGCUUGGAGAUGUUGCUAUACCCGGGGCUCCUCAGCUUCUGAAUUUUCUUUUGAAGAGCAACAAGCAAGUGAUUGUGCUAACGAAUAAUGCAACCAAAUCGCGAGCAGAAUACGCUAGAAAACUCACCAGUCUUGGUUUUAGCCCAAAAUUAGACAAGCAUUUAAUAGUAAACCCAGCCGCAGUGAUAGCUGAUACUUUACAUCGGGCGGGUCUUUCAAGGAAUGGUAAGAAAGUAUAUUUAAUAGGUGCCAAGGGACUGCGCGACGAAAUGGAUGAUCUUGAUAUCCCUUACUUCGGACACGGUCCAGAACCUCAAGAUGAUUCUAACGAUAGUGCUAUCAUGUAUGAUAUCAAACUGAAGGAAGAGCCUCGAAAUGUGGGAGCUGUCGUAGUCGGAUAUGAAAAGCACUUUAACUACCAAAAAUUGAUGAAAGCGGCUAACUAUCUACAACAACGACGCUGCCUAUUUCUAGCAACAAAUGAGGAUGAGACUUGUCCUGGACCAAAUCCUAGCAUUGUUAUUCCCGAUGCAGGGCCAAUAGUAGCAGCGGUACGAUGCGCAUCUGGUCGCCAGCCUAUCACCGUUGGUAAACCCUACACUCCUGCCUUUGAUUACAUUCAAAAGCGAUGGAACAUCGAUUCUCGACGAACCAUGAUGAUUGGUGAUAGGACGAAUACUGAUGUGAAAUUCGGAAGAGAUCACGGCAUGAGAACUCUCUUAGUACUGUCUGGUUGUCAUCAGCUCGAAGAUGUCAUGCACAACCGUGAAAAUGACCAAUUUGAUAUGGUACCUGAUUAUUACGCCACCAGUUUAGGCGGAUUUGUAGAUUCUCGAGGGAAAGCGUACUUCUAAUUAGUUUGUAGUCAUCUGUUUGUAUAUAUCAGUCAGCAUUUCGAG